GGUCAUGACCGCGCGAACUCGCCCCCGCGCGCGUCCAACGCGUAAACGCGCGUUCCUCGAGUCGUGUGUGGUGCUCGCGUCGUGUGCGGUGCUGUGUACGCGCGCGUCGAGCGCGCGCGCGGAAGAUCUUCAACGAGGAUCGACUUCGAACUCCAUCGGUCGUUCGCUCCUCGCGGGCUCGAAAUACGAUCGCGGCGACGACAUCGCGCUGUUCGCGAACAAGGUUGGACCUUUUCACAAUCCGAGUGAGACAUAUCAGUAUUACGAUUUCCCGUUUUGUCGCUCGCCCGAAGGCGUCAAGCGCGAGCGAACGGAUUUGGGUGAAGUACUGGGUGGGGAUAGGCUCGCCAAGUCUCCUUAUGAGAUAGAAUUUGGCAUCGAUAAGGAGAAUGUGGACUUGUGCACGCAGUUUUUAGAGCGGAAAGAGGUGGAGAAGUUUCGCCGGGCGGUGAAGAAUGACUACUACUUUCAAAUGUCGUUCGACGACUUGCCGAUUUGGGGCUUCAUCGGGAAAGUGGAGAAGAUCAUGCGCGGGGGGGCGGCGGCAGAGAACAGGUAUUUCUUGUUCACGCACGUGCACUUUGAGAUUUCGUACAACGAAGAUCGAGUGAUUGAGAUCAACUUGAGUACGGAUCCAUUGAAGACGGUAGAUAUCACGGCGGACGAGGCGAUGUCGAUGCGGUUUUCUUAUAGCGUGCAUUGGAAACCGACGACGACGGCGUUUAAGGAUAGAAUGGAUAAGUACUCGCGGUAUUCUUUCUUACCCGAGCACCUGGAGAUUCAUUGGUUUAGCAUCAUCAACUCGUGCGUGACGGUUAUUUUGAUGAUGGGCUUCUUAGCGUCAAUUUUGUUGAGAGUGUUGAAGAAUGACUUUGUCAAGUUUGCGCGAGACGAAGAAAUGUUGGAGUCUCAAGAAGAGUCCGGUUGGAAGUAUGUGCACGGCGAUGUGUUCCGAUUCCCGCGGGGCAGGUCGCUGUUCGCCGCCAUAAUAGGCACUGGAACGCAACUCUUCUUUCUCGUCAUCUUCGUCUUCAUGUUGGCCCUCGUUGGCGCGUUUUACCCGUACAGCAUGGGUGCAGUCACCGCGGCAUGUUUGAUCAUGUACUCGCUCACCGCAGGCAUCGCAGGCUACGUCUCGGCGAAUACGUACAGACAAAUGGGUGGUGAAAACUGGGUGCGAAACGUGCUGUUGACGUGCGUCUUGUUUUGCGGCCCGCUCGGCGUGUUGUUCUCGUUUUUGAACACCGUCGCCAUCGCGUACAGGAGCACGGCGGCGUUACCUUUCGGUACCAUCGUACUCAUCGUCUUGCUUUGGGCCAUCGUCACCAUUCCUCUCACCAUCGUCGGAGGCAUAGCCGGUAAAAACGCCAAGGCAGAGUUCAACGCGCCGGUGCGAACAACGAAGUAUCCGCGCGACAUCCCAGCGCUGCCAUGGUACCGCGCGACGAUUCCGCAGAUGUGCAUCGCGAGCUUCUUGCCAUUCAGCGCUAUUUACAUCGAGUUGUUCUACAUUUUCGCUUCGGUUUGGGGACACAAGGUGUACACGAUUUAUAGCGUACUCUUCGUCGUCUUCGUCAUUCUCAUCCUCGUCACGGCGUUUAUGACGAUUUCGCUGACGUACUUUCAGCUCACCGCGGAAGACCACGAAUGGUGGUGGCGUUCGGUGCUGUGCGGUGGCAGUACCGCGAUCGCGAUCUUCGGUUACGCGUUCUAUUAUUAUCAUUUGCGAAGCGACAUGACGGGCUUUUUGCAGAGCACGUACUACUUCGGAUACAUGGCCAUUAUUUGUUACGGUUGGUUUUUGUUGCUCGGCACCGUCGGGCACAAGGCGAGCCUGCUCUUCGUGCGUCACAUUUACCGAGCGAUCAAGUGCGAUUAG
Molecule: messenger RNA, 1879 nt
Organism: Ostreococcus lucimarinus CCE9901
Lineage: Eukaryota; Viridiplantae; Chlorophyta; Mamiellophyceae; Mamiellales; Bathycoccaceae
Exons: 2
Coding region: 5-1879 (624 amino acids)
Biological process (GO): protein localization to membrane
Cellular component (GO): membrane
Source: RefSeq, a predicted model, not a curated record